AUGUUGCAAAAGUGCCAUAAUAGCAGAGAGCCACAACACAUGUUACAAAUGGUAUGCUCUCGUUUGACUAAGGGAGACACUGACAGAGAUGUCCGCCACUUUGAAUUGGAAGAUCGGCGUUCUGCCAUCAGCUAUCAAGUUGAUGAUGUUCUAGAAAUUUUACCAAGUCAGAAUCCAUCACUUGUUGAUGAUUUCAUUAAGCGCUGUAACUUGGAUCCCGAUUGUUACAUUACGGUUCGAACAAAGGGUGGGGACAACGUUCCUAAAGAUCCCAUCAAGCUAAAGACCUUUGUUGCUUUGACAAUGGAUGUCACAUCAGCUUCCCCUCGGCGAUAUUUCUUUGAGGUCAUGAGCUAUUUUGCAACAGAUGAACGUGAAAAAGCAAAACUUCAGGAUUAUACUACUCCUGAAGGAAGGGGCGACCUUUACCGGUACAAUCAAAAGGAGAACCGGACUGUUCUAGAAGUAUUGGUGGAUUUCCCCUCGGUGCAAAUGCCUUUUGAAUGGCUGGUGCAACUGACGCCUCCGUUGAAGAAAAGAGCCUUUUCCAUAUCGUCGUCCCACUUAGUCCACCCAAACCAGAUACACUUGACUGUUAGUGUAGUAUCAUGGCUUACUCCUUGGAAGAGGGUGCGGCAUGGUCUCUGCUCCACAUGGCUAGCGGGGCUCAGUCCAAAUGAAGGCGAUCAACUUAUACCAUGUUGGAUACGCCGAGGAUCGCUGCCUCGCCCACGGCCAUCGGUUCCUCUCCUGCUCAUCGGGCCGGGAACCGGGUGCGCGCCGUUCCACGCAUUCGUGGAGGAAAGGGCCGCACAGAGCGCAGCGGAGCCAACUACUGCUCCUGUUAUGUUCUUCUUCGGCUGUAGAAACCAAGACAGCGAUUUCCUGUACAAGGACUUCUGGCUGAAACACGCCCAGGGGCAAGGAGGGGUGCUGUCCCUAGACAAGGGCGGCGGUUUCUUCGUCGCCUUCUCUCGGGAUCAACCUCGGAAAGUGUACGUGCAGGACAAGAUAAAGGAGCAGGGGGCGAGAGUGCUGGACAUGCUGUGCUCCGAGUCGUCCAAGGCUGCGAUAUACGUCGCCGGGUCUUCGACCAGAAUGCCCGCCGAUGUUACAGCGGCGUUGGAAGAAGUUCUAUGUCAAGAAGGCGGUGUUCCGCGGGAGGAUGCUUCGGGGUGGCUCAAGGAUCUCAAGAGGGCUGGUAGGUUUGUCGUUGAGACCUGGUCGUGAGAGAGUGGAUUUUCCGGGCUUCCGGCCCAGAGUUUUGAGCCAUGGUGUUAGGAGAACUCCAAUGCAAGUAGGCUAAUGGCGCUUCACUAUUAACUAAAUAGUGGAACACCUUCCAUGUCCCCAACAACAACAACAACAACAACAAAGCCUUUAGUCCCAAACAAG
This is a messenger RNA of Triticum aestivum (bread wheat), 1395 nucleotides long. RefSeq names its product NADPH-dependent diflavin oxidoreductase 1. The record is from RefSeq and is a predicted model, not a curated record. The transcript has 7 exons. Gene Ontology annotation, cellular component: cytosol. NCBI's taxonomy places the organism in Eukaryota, Viridiplantae, Streptophyta, Magnoliopsida, Poales, Poaceae. Gene Ontology annotation, molecular function: FMN binding; oxidoreductase activity; flavin adenine dinucleotide binding. Bases 1 to 1230 code for a protein of 409 amino acids.